Messenger RNA from Fusarium keratoplasticum, 738 nucleotides. RefSeq lists its product as uncharacterized. The transcript is spliced from 2 exons. The coding region runs from base 1 to 738 and encodes 245 amino acids. The record is from RefSeq and is a predicted model, not a curated record. Lineage: Eukaryota; Fungi; Ascomycota; Sordariomycetes; Hypocreales; Nectriaceae.
AUGGUACAAGUCACAAUCCUCGCGGUCCUGGCUGCCUUUGCUUUCACUGGCGUCGACGCGGGCCUGCACAACCCCCUCGAAUGUCUCAUCGAGGCAUUCUGCCCCCAUACCGAAGACCCAGCACACCCGCCCGUUCAAACCACCAAGGCCGCAGCUGUCAGGGACGUGUGGAGCUUGAAGGCUAGUACUCCCGAGUACACGGAGACGGCCCCUCCUCCAGAGAAAGACCUUGAUCCGGAAUGCUACAAUGUCAAGAACCCCGGCUUCGAGGACGCGACACUCUCCCCUUGGAAGGUGUCAGACCCUCGAUCCAUUAAAGUCCAGACUUCACGUGGAAGAUACCAAGCCCAGAGCGGUAGAAAAUUCCUCCGUUUUACAGUUAAUGAUCCCAAGGUGGAGCUGAGCAUCAGCCAGCAACUACACGGUCUUGAGCCUGGCAACCACUGGAUCAACUGGGCCGACACGUGGACUGAAAAGAACAACACGGGCGCGUCCGAGUGCACAAUCAAGAUCAAGCUUGACGACGAAGUCAUCUUGGAAGACCACCACUGGGUGCUCGACCCCUUCUACUGGGGCGGCGGCUCCUUCAUCAAGAAGAUUGCCUCUCCCGACCCAGUGCUCAGCUUCAACUUUCUGUGCCCAGACGCGCCCUCAGGCGGUGUCGAGUUUCUCAUGGAUGACAUAACCGUCUACCCUAUUGGUACGAAUUGUAAUGGCGAGGAAGUUUCAGAUCUUUAG